Molecule: messenger RNA, 2346 nt
Organism: Gopherus evgoodei (Goodes thornscrub tortoise)
Lineage: Eukaryota; Metazoa; Chordata; Testudines; Testudinidae
Gene: LMNTD2
Product: lamin tail domain containing 2
Biological process (GO): chromatin organization
Cellular component (GO): lamin filament
Molecular function (GO): structural constituent of chromatin
Source: RefSeq, a predicted model, not a curated record
AUGAGGAGGCCUCCAGAGAAUUUGCCUUUGCUGCCUGGAGAUGAUCCUAGAGCCAUGGGAGAAACACAGAAAGAAGACAAGCUGCACAGGCUGCACUCCAAUAGGAGUGAGGGUCUGGGAAAAACCACCAUCUACAACCAGGAUCCUCCCGUAGACACUGAAAGCAGCAUGCAGCCUGCCAGAGAGGAUGUGGGCCAGGGAGAAGAUGGCACAGGCUGCUAUUGGAUUCUUUCUGAGGCCCCUGAGCAACAGCCCAAAGCCCUGCCUGUGCAGCCGAAGGGCCUGCAGAAGACGGAUGACACCCAUGUCCUGCGCUUGCUGCUGCAUCAGAGGGACCUGGAAAUCCAGGGGCUGAGAUGCGCCGCUCAGAAGGAGCCAGCAGCCCGGCUCUCCUUCAUUUUGCAGGAGCUAGUGAGCAUGAGGCAGAGAGUGAGCGCAACCCCCACAAGAUAGCUCUGAACAUGGUUUGGAAUUGGAGAGAAGUGUAAUGAUCUUGUGGGUUUCUGCAGGUACCAAACCAAAGGAGACCAGCCAGAGCAUCUCCAAAAGGAAAUAGACAGACUGAGCUCUGAAUUGCAGGCUGAAAAGGAGCUCCAUAUGAGGGAGAUGCAGCUCUUGAAGGAGAAACUCUGCAAAUCAGAGCUGUUGGUGCAGCAACUGUACGAAGAGAUCAUGAAGCUGAAGAAGUCACAGCCUGGAAGACCUGCCCAAGGCCUCCAAGAGCCACAAGGAACAAAGGCCAGUGUGAAGCAGGAUGAUAUGCCAGAAAUGGAGAGUUUCGAGCUUUGGUCAGAGACAGGAAACAACAACGUAGCGGCAGAGCCUAGUAACAUGGCGCUGCGAAGGAUCCCCAAGCACAUGAGCUUCCUGGAUUCAUUCUUCAAGGACAGAGAUCCAACAACACUUGAGAUGGAAAAGGACAAUGGAAGAACCGAGCUAUCAGAAGUAGUUCAAGCAGAAUUCAACCUCUACGGCACAUCCUCUGCAGAGUCAGAGGCCAGAUGGAAAAAUGAUUUUAGCAACUUGAGUUCAAGUCAAGAGCUAGCUAGUUUACCAGCGAAAAAGGAGAGGAAACUACACUCAGAAAGUUCUUGGUGGGAGGUGAUCUCUUCUCCAAAAUCAGAUCUUGGUUCCGCACCAAGCAGUUCUGAAGUUGUGGUAUUGGCCCACAGUCUCCCACCAUCCUGGGAGGACAUCCAGCCCAAACACUCUGGUUCCCUGGAUCUGAAGACGGACCAGUCCCAGGAUCUGUGCCAUCUCACUCAUGCCAGUUUUGGUGGGAUAGGGGUUUGCAAGACAUCUGUGAUGCCCUCAGAUCUGAGCAAAGGCGAAGAACAUGAAAGGACUCCUAGGGACACAGGAUUCCUAAAGAUCACCACUGUGAAUUGUAAGGGCAAAUUCGUUCGAAUCCUCAACACCUCAUUGGAUCAAGACGUGGACCUGAGUGGCUUCAUCAUCCAGCAGUGGAUUGGAGGGUACCCUGUGUCCAUCUAUCGCUUCCCCCCAGACACCAUGCUGCCCGCACUGCAUCAUGUCACGGUCUGGGCUGCAGGAGCUGCUUGCACCCAUAAAAAACCUGCAGACGUGACACUGAGGACCCAGCAGUAUUUCAGAACGGGCCCAGAAUGCACCACAGUCCUCAGCAAUACAAAGGGCCAGACUCUCUCCAGGUACACAGCCCCUCACAGACUCACAGCGGCCGCAGAGGCCUACACGGAUAACACGGACCUUUCAGUGGACAAGUUCCCACUCGCUGGAGAAGGGGAGAAAGCAGAAGAACUUCUGCCCCAGAAGGCUCAGCCCCGGGUCCCUGCAGCGCCACGCAGAGGGAGUACAGGCAGGCCACCGGCUGUACUGCAGAAGGCAAAGGGUCCUGUUUCUCCUCACAGGGACAGGAAGCACUUUCCUGUUGGUCCUUCAAACAGCAACAGUCAGGGAGACCCUUCAAAGGGCGGCAAGAGGAAAAUCCAGCCUGCACCCAGAGAGACAGUUCACAAGACUGUCUCCUUCUCAGCCCAGAAUUUACCUGCCAUAUCAGGUGCUGUCCUUAGGCAGGACACUGCUUUCUCUCUAUCCGAGAAAUGCUUCUCAUCCAGCGAAGAGAAGGAGGAGGAAGAGGAGGAUUUUGCUCCUUAUGGAAGGCAGCCCCCAACUGCAGAGCCAAAACCCAGAGUCUUCAAGACAGCUCUGGAUACAACAAUUCCUACGGUGGCGCUGAUAGGACAGAAGAGUGCUCGAUCUAAAUACGGCUUCAAGCACAUGGCUUACCCACCUACCACUACUGACAUGCAGCUUAGGAGAUACUGCCCUGCUAGAUGAUGCACUGAUUAAUAGGUGACACAGGAA